This is a messenger RNA of Knipowitschia caucasica, 2823 nucleotides long. NCBI's taxonomy places the organism in Eukaryota, Metazoa, Chordata, Actinopteri, Gobiiformes, Gobiidae. The record is from the annotation of a GenBank genome assembly.
AUGGACGGUACAGAAUGGCUGGAGGAGAUCACAGAAGAUACCACUGUUGAGAAGCUAAAGGAGAAAUGCUUGAAACAUUAUGUACAUGGCAGCCUAGAAGAUCCCAAAACUCUUACACAUCAUAAACUGAUACAUGCUGCUACAGAAAGAGUCCUAAUUGACACCAAAACUGUUGCUGACGAAAAUCUUAAAGACAAAGAAGUUCUAUUGCUUAUUAAGAAGAGACCCCCACCAACUGCCCCAAAGAUGGCAGAUGUUAGUGCAGAAGAAAAGAAAAAACAAGAUAAUAAGGCACCUGAUAAAGAUGCAAUCCAGAAGGCUACAGCUAAUCUUUCAACGCAGCACACUGACCGUACAGUCACCCAGCACAAUAUCAGAGAUUUUCAGACAGAGCUUCGAAAAAUCUUGGUUUCUCUCAUUGAAGUAGCUCAAAAACUUCUUGCCCUGAAUCCGGACGCCGUUGAACUCUUUAAAAAAGCCAAUGCCAUGUUGGAUGAAGAUGAAGAAGAUAGAGUUGAUGAAAUGGCUCUUCAGCAGCUAACAGAGAUGGGGUUUGCAGAAAGUAGAGCCAUCAAAGCCCUCAGAUUGAAUCACAUGUCUGUGACCCAAGCCAUGGAGUGGCUUAUUGAGCAUGUAGAUGACCCCACUGUAGACACACCUCUUCCUGGUCAAGAUUCUGCUGCUGCUGGAGCUACCGCUGCUGCCUCCAAUGCUUCUUCAGUGUCCGGCUCCAGCCUUCUGCGAAGUCUCUCCAGCCCGUCGAGCACAGAGGAAGUCACCCGUCAGGACGAGCUCACUGAGAUCUUCAAAAGAAUCAGAAGGAAAAGAGAAUUCCGGCCUGACUCAAGAGCAGUUAUUGCACUGAUGGAGAUGGGUUUUGAUGAGAAGGAGGUUAUAGACGCACUAAGAGUCAAUAACAACCAGCAGGAUGCUGCGAUUUUGAUAAGGAAUCGUGCCACAGAUCUUGAUGCACGUAUGCAUGAUGGAACCACACCCCUCAUAUUAGCUGCUCGACUUGCUGUGGAGGGCAUGGUGGAGGAGCUAAUUAACUGUCACGCUGAUGUCAACGCCAUUGAUGACUUUGGCAAAUCUGCUCUACACUGGGCUGCUGCUGUGAACAAUAUUGAGGCUGCAAUCGUUCUACUUAAAAAUGGGGCCAACAAGGACAUGCAAAACAAUAAGGAAGAAACACCUCUUUUCUUGGCUGCGAGAGAAGGAAGCUAUGAAACAGCAAAAGUAUUACUCGACCACUUUGCCAACAGAGAAAUCACGGACCACAUGGACCGAUUACCCAGAGACAUUGCUCAAGAAAGAAUGCAUCAUGAUAUUGUGCGUCUGAUGGAUGAGUACAAUCUGGUCCGAAGCCCACAGAUGCAUGCAGGGUCAUUAAGUACCACCCUAUCACCGCCAUUGUGCUCCCCAAAUGGAUACUUGGGAAGUAUUAAACAGUCACAGCCCCAAGGCACAUGCCUGGGGAAAAAGUCACGGAAACCCAGCGUUAAAGGCGUUGGAUGCAAAGACGGUAAAGACAUGAAGGUGAAAAAGAAGAAUUCACAAGAUGGAAAGUCAGGCAGCCUCUUGGAUAGCUCUGCUGUUUUGUCUCCUGUUGAUUCACUCGGGUCGCCUCAUGGCUACGUGUCUGAUGUGGCCUCACCACCAAUGAUGACAUCUCCUUUCCAGCAGUCACCCUCUGUGUCCCUCAUGCAGGGCAUGUCUGACCCUCAUCUAGCUGUAAACCACAUGGUCCUGCCCAGCAAACAAGACCUUGCCAGAAUGCAGUUUGACCCUCUUCCUCCUAGGCUCACGCAUUUGGCCGUGUCUGGUUCUUCUGAAGUUCUAUUGCUUAUUAAGAAGAGACCCCCACCAACUGCCCCAAAGAUGGCAGAUGUUAGUGCAGAAGAAAAGAAAAAACAAGAUAAUAAGGCACCUGAUAAAGAUGCAAUCCAGAAGGCUACAGCUAAUCUUUCAACGCAGCACACUGACCGUACAGUCACCCAGCACAAUAUCAGAGAUUUUCAGACAGAGCUUCGAAAAAUCUUGGUUUCUCUCAUUGAAGUAGCUCAAAAACUUCUUGCCCUGAAUCCGGACGCCGUUGAACUCUUUAAAAAAGCCAAUGCCAUGUUGGAUGAAGAUGAAGAAGAUAGAGUUGAUGAAAUGGCUCUUCAGCAGCUAACAGAGAUGGGGUUUGCAGAAAGUAGAGCCAUCAAAGCCCUCAGAUUGAAUCACAUGUCUGUGACCCAAGCCAUGGAGUGGCUUAUUGAGCAUGUAGAUGACCCCACUGUAGACACACCUCUUCCUGGUCAAGAUUCUGCUGCUGCUGGAGCUACCGCUGCUGCCUCCAAUGCUUCUUCAGUGUCCGGCUCCAGCCUUCUGCGAAGUCUCUCCAGCCCGUCGAGCACAGAGGAAGUCACCCGUCAGGACGAGCUCACUGAGAUCUUCAAAAGAAUCAGAAGGAAAAGAGAAUUCCGGCCUGACUCAAGAGCAGUUAUUGCACUGAUGGAGAUGGGUUUUGAUGAGAAGGAGGUUAUAGACGCACUAAGAGUCAAUAACAACCAGCAGGAUGCUGCGUGCGAGUGGUUACUGGGAGACAGAAAACCGUCUCCUGAAGAACUGGACAAAGGCAUUGACACCAACAGCCCAUUGUUUCAAGCCAUUCUAGAGAAUCCAGUUGUCCAACUGGGUCUUACAAAUCCUAAAACAUUGUUAGCAUUUGAGGACAUGUUAGAGAAUCCUCUGAACAGCACUCAGUGGAUGAAUGACCCAGAGACGGGCCCCGUCAUGCUUCAAAUCUCCAGAAUCUUCCAGACGCUGAACCGCACGUAG